AUGCAGAAAACCAUCGCCCAGGAACUUUCUGAAAGCAUUGCGAAGUGGCGCUCAGGCGACAUGGGUGCCGGACUUCAGAAAGUUGCGAAAGAGGCGCUUGCUGAGCUGGUGAAGGCAGGUGAUGCUGAACAACCUGCGGAAGAACCUGAGGCUGUCAAGACAGAUUUCGCUUUCGAGCCCGCGAAGAGCUCGAAUGAGGAAGCUGCUCGUAUCGCUGCAGGUCAAUCGCACAGCUGGCCUGCUUGCGCCUUCUUGCUGAGCCUCCAGGAUUGCCAGAUGGUGAAGGCGGUCAACAGCUUCUUCGAGAAGCAGGCAGCGUUUGGUUCCUUGCCAGGGGAUCUUCAGAAGUUCCUCUUGGCGGUUUCCGCCAGCGUCAUUCGCGAGGGCCACAAGAAGAAGCUUGAUCUGAUGAUGUUGUGGAGGACGUUUGCAGCCUUUGGUGACCGUGAUAUGUUUUUGCUUCAGCAUCUGAGAAUCAUCUCGGAAGGAGCCGAGGGCUUCCUCAAGGCGCUCCCAGAGUCGUCAGAGGCUGUCGCACGUGAGGCAUUGGGUGCAGACUUCGAUGCUGUUGCAGGCGAGGGCUAUGAUGCAGACACCCUCCUGCGGGUGGAGAACAUGCUGCUGAUGUACGGCGCCGGCAAGCUCCUGCUGAAGGACACACUCCUGGAGAUGAAAGCAAACCGCCGGUAUGGUGUGGUUGGCCACAAUGGCGCUGGAAAGACGACUUUGAUGAAGGAGAUCGUCCACGGUCGCAUUGUUGGGAUGCCGACUCAUCUCCGAUGCGUCCACGUCGACGAUUCCAAGCUAGGGGAGAUGAGCAAAAGCAGCCUCAACGCCUUGGAGUACGUCAAGAUGAAGGCCAUGGAGAUUGGUGUCACGGAUGCCAGCGCGGAGAACCUCCGAAGAGUUGGCUUUCCUGAGAAGAUGUUCGAGAUCCCGGUGGCUGAGCUCUCGACUGGAUGGCGCAUGCGGCUGACGCUGGCCGUGUCCAUGCUCAAGCACGCAGACAUUGUCCUGCUGGAUGAGCCCACCAAUCACUUGGAUCAGGAGUCUGUGGACUGGCUGGGCGACUACCUCCUCACUUUGACGAAGUCAUCCGUCAUGGUUAUCUCCCACGAGCCCAAGUUCCUCAACAAGAUCUGCACAGACAUUAUCUCCUACAAGGACAAGUCCCUGGUGUACACGGCCGGAAACUUCGACGCCUUCGUCAUGGCCAAGGGCAUCAAGGCCGAUGACAUCGAAGCGCUGCUCUCCGGCAACUUGAAGCUGGAUGAGGACGAAGAGGGUGAAGAGGGAGGCGAGGAGAAGAAGGCAGCCGUCGUUCAAGCUCCAAUCACUGGUCCUCCCAAGAUUGCCUUCCCAAUCCCUGGCUCCGUCGAGGGUGUGAAGUCAAGCUCCAAGGCUGUCAUCGAGUUCAAGAACUUGUCCUUCCGCUAUGGCAAGGACAAGGACUACCUUAUCAAUGACGUGGCUGGCAAGCUGUCUUUGGGCUCCCGUGUUGCCAUCUGUGGAAGAAACGGCUGUGGAAAGUCAACCCUCAUGACGCUCAUCUGCUCGGAGAUGAAUGCCACGGAGGGCAAGGUGAUUCGCCACUGCAACUUGCGAGUGGCCUACAUGAAGCAGGAUCAUCUGAAGACCCUCGGACCGUACUUCGACACGUCUCCCUUGACCUACAUCACCCAGCGGUUCAAGAACGGCUACGACGAGGAGCUGCAGAAGCGCCUCAUCGAGCCCGAAGAUGACGAGGAGGCUGCGCGCCGCGCCACCCUGGCCAAGCAGCAUGGAAAGUACGGGAACCAGGUCGGCGAGCUGCUGAGUCGGAGCAAGCAGGGCAGCCAGCUCUACUACGAGGUGAAGUGGGAAGGCCUGGAUGAUCCGAAGCAGAACACCAUGGUGUCUCUGAAGACCCUGAGGGACAUGGGUUUGGACAAGGUGGUCAUCGCCUGCGACGAGCGCAUCGCGGCAAAGGCUGCCGGGCUGGACCAGAGGCCGCUGACGCGAAGAGAGAUCACCAAGCACUGUGAGGCAUUUGGCAUUGACGAGGAGAUGUGCUGCAACCAGCAGAUUCGUGGAUUCUCUGCUGGCCAGAAGGUGCGCCUGUCUCUUGCGGCCAUGUUCUGGACGAAGCCUCAUUUCAUCGCGGUGGAUGAGCCCACAAACUACCUGGAUGUGGAGACAGUUGAAGCUUUGGCAAAGGCCUUGAACAACUUCCGCGGAGGCAUCCUGAUGAUCGAGCCCAAGAUGGACUUCGUGGAGAAGGUUUGCAACGAGACCUGGACCCUGGAAGAUGGCAAGCUGAAGGUGGAGAAGCUUGACAACGGCCUGAAGCGAGUGGCGUGA
Messenger RNA from Symbiodinium natans, 2340 nucleotides. Lineage: Eukaryota; Dinophyceae; Suessiales; Symbiodiniaceae. The record is from the annotation of a GenBank genome assembly.